GGUGGACAGAGUGUUAGUGUUCGUCGUGUCGUAGUCGAGUUUGAGCUGACUUUUUUGUUACUCAUCGCGUCGUCGACGGCUUUGGAGUUUCAUUUUUCCACACUCGGGGGACAUUUUUACGCUCUUCUUGCUGGAUAAACAGUGUCGCAUUGUGUUUUAUUCAGUAGCAGCAGAAACAGCAGCAGAAGAAGAGAGUAAAUGUGUUACAAAUUUGAAGACAGAAAGAAGAAUCAAAACAAACCAAGCCAGAUUCAACUGAUUGUGAAACCGAUUGUGUAUGUGGUAUUAGUGGAAAAGUCAUUCGGAAAAGGCUUCAUUUGUCAAGAGAUCUAUAACUGUGUGAAAAAGUCAGCGCAACGUUUGUGGAAGCAGAAGUGAAGUGUGCAAAAAGGAAUACACAGUAGAUUAUUGGAAGAGAGUUGAAGACAGCAGAAGAGCCACUAUCCGCUGUCGUAUGAGUAUAGAAGCGUUGUCAUCAUCGUCGCGGCCGUCUUUUAUCAGUACCUACUCUACCAUCACCAUUACGGUCAGCUCUCCUCUCCUCAAUCAACUCAGCACUGCAUACGAGUUUCCGAGCAAUCGCCUACGGUGUUAAUCCGCUAGUUGUGUGCUGCCCAAGAAACGAUCCUGAACUCAUUCGGUGAACCGAGCCGUCGAAUAACCGUCGCUAAGUGAAAAAUACGCGAGCGUGCGAAGCUGAAAACUGUGAUAAAUCAUUCGUUCUAAAGGGAAAAUUCAGUGUCUACGUGAAGUCAAACAACUGCUUUCUCAAGCUCGAAAAAAUAGUGAUAGUGUGUUGUUCACAGACCAUCGAUAAGGUGUCAUAAAACCCAAGAAGAAAAAACAAUCUAGUCCAACAUAGUGUUCUGUGUGACAAACCGGUGAAACAGAUUGUGCAAGAAGAAACGCCACGAGACUACAAUUAACGACUGUCAAUCAAAACAGCCCAAAGAAUACCAGAAGAAGUUCAACUGAUAGUGUGUAGUGUAAAUUGAUGUGCAUACAAUAGAAUAAGAAAUACCAACAGUAAUUCAGCCACUUGAUAACGAAGAACCGGAGAAACUUCCAAACCGCCGAAGAAUCCAUCUAAACGUGAAGAAAAUAUUUGUGUCCCGACGAGUUUUUGUGAACCGCGCAGCUCCCCCAAUAAGGUGCCAAUUAUCUGGGCAAACCUCCGACAAUAUCAUUAAACGUGAACCGGCAUCACCGCCAUCGACGUCGACGUCGCCUGCAAUCUACACCGCUGCUCCCCCUUGGGCUGACUUUGUUUUGAUAGUGUGCAAAACUUGUUGUCCCACUCCGAUCACUGCCGUUGCCGCCGAACAGCGCCAGCGCCACCGGCUUACCGCCACAAUACAACAAUAAGUUCUCAACCUAAUUGAGCCGAGUGCUCAACAACAGCAGCAGCAACCCAGAGACCCGGGACGGAAUAGCGCACUCGAAUAGGCGGUCACCAAUAAAAUAUUGUUAAAAACAGCCCACCGAUUUCAGUGCGUUUUUCACGCUCCUUCAAGUUACACGGCGAGGAGUGUCGGCUUUCGGGAAGUGAUAUUUUAUUUUUAUGACACCGCGGGUUCGAACCAGGCAAAAAAGUGUGGAUGCGCGUGUGUUUUGACGGGCUGUGCUUCGCGUCACGGCGCCCGGCGGCCGUAGAGCAGGAGACGCAGACGGUCUUGUGCGGCGCAACCGCACUCGAUACUCAGCAUCUCGUGCGUCUGCUGAAGUACGCGAACUUCGCGGCGCCGACCAACGGACUCGGUAUCGCUUUCGGUUCUCCGUCGCCCCAGUCCCGGUCCCUGCCCUCGCCCCGUUCUGAUCCUCCUUCAUCCCUCACCACCCAUAAUCCACCGUCGGGCGCGUCGUUGUUGUCGUCGGUGUCGACGCCGACGUUGCCGUCGUCAGUAGCUUCUCACGGUUCCGCGGGAAAAGAUCUAACCGUUUCGUCGUCAUUGCAACUUGUCGCGUCAAACGCCGUCGCUGGCACGAUGAAUGAAAACAGUGGUGAGCUAGGCGCGGCGUCCAUCGAUCAUCAACCAUCCCAGAACGACACCUCCAACAACAACCUGGAUGCUUCUUCGAACGUGGCCGCCGCAGUCAACAACGUCAAACAGAUGGUCGUGCUGCAGGGUGACCUUCAGCAGAACCUCUACAUCAACGAUCCGGCCAGUUUAAACCUCACGCCCCGGGAGCAAGAAUUGCUGAAAGUGAUACAGGAACGGGACAUCCGGAUUCGGGAGCUAGAGGAUUGUCUAAGGCACAAGCAUGAUGAAGUGGCCGAGCUGCGAAGCCACCUGGACAAAUUCCAGAGUGUGUUCCGAUCGAGUGGUGGUGCCGGUGGUGUGUCUCCUGGUGGACGGAAAAUGGGUGCCCAUGGUGGUGUGCAACGACAGCGUGCCCAGGGUAUUUCCGCCGAACCACAGCGGGACAUUUCGGUGCUGGAGCUGAUGCACGUGGCGUUCCAGAAGUACGACAAGGACGACAGAUCCCGCGAAAUCAUCAAAUCCGCCAUCCUGGACAAUGACUUCAUGAAGAACCUCGAGAUGACGCAGAUCCGCGAGAUCGUGGACUGCAUGUACCCGGUCCAGUACGGCGCUGGCAGUCUCAUCAUCAAGGAGGGCGAUGUCGGCAGCAUAGUCUACGUAAUGGAAGAGGGUCGCGUCGAGGUGUCCCGCGAAGGCAAAUACCUCUCGACGCUGUCCGGCGCCAAGGUGCUCGGCGAGUUGGCCAUCCUCUACCAUUGCCAGCGGACGGCGACCAUCACCGCGGCCACCGACUGCAAGCUGUGGGCCGUCGAGCGACAAUGCUUCCAAACCAUCAUGAUGCGCACCGGUCUGAUCCGGCAGGCCGAGUACUCCGAUUUCCUCAAGAGCGUUCCAAUCUUCAAAAACCUCCCGGAGGACACCCUCGGCAAAAUUUCGGACGUGCUGGAAGAGUGCUACUACCAGAAGGGCGACUACAUUAUCCGCCAGGGGGCACGUGGCGACACCUUCUUCAUCAUCUCCAAGGGUCAGGUGCGCGUGACGAUCCGACAGCCGGACACCCAGGAGGAAAAGUUCAUCCGCACCCUUGGCAAGGGCGACUUCUUCGGCGAGAAAGCACUGCAAGGGGAUGAUUUGCGAACGGCCAACAUCAUUUGCGACUCGCCCGAAGGGGUCACCUGUUUGGUCAUCGAUCGCGACACGUUCAACCAGCUGAUCUCCAAUCUGGAUGAAAUUAGGAACCGCUACAACGACGACGCCGUCAGUGAAAAGAAGAAGAUCUACGAGGAGUUCCGGGAUGUUCGACUAUCGGAUCUACGCGUGAUCGCCACGCUCGGCGUGGGAGGUUUUGGACGCGUUGAGCUGGUGCAGUUAGCCCAGGACAAGGCACGAUCGUUUGCCCUGAAGCAGAUGAAGAAGUCGCAGAUCGUCGAGACCCGUCAGCAGCAGCACAUCAUGUCCGAAAAGGAGAUCAUGAGCGAGGCCAACUCGGACUUCAUCGUGAAACUAUUCAAGACGUUCAAGGAUCGUAAGUAUCUGUACAUGCUGAUGGAGAGCUGCCUGGGCGGUGAACUGUGGACGAUUCUGCGCGAUCGUGGACACUUCGAUGAUGGAACGACACGGUUCUACACGGCUUGUGUGGUGGAGGCGUUCGAUUAUCUGCACUCGCGUAACAUCAUCUAUCGGGAUUUGAAACCGGAGAACCUUCUGUUGGACGUAUCUGGCUACGUGAAACUGGUCGAUUUCGGUUUCGCCAAGAAGCUUCAAUCAGGACGUAAAACCUGGACAUUCUGUGGAACCCCGGAGUACGUAGCACCGGAAGUGAUCCUCAACAGGGGUCAUGACAUCAGUGCGGACUAUUGGUCACUAGGCGUGUUAAUGUUUGAACUUUUAACCGGUACUCCUCCCUUCACCGGAGCCGAUCCAAUGCGCACCUAUAACAUCAUUCUAAAGGGAAUUGACGCUAUCGAGUUCCCCCGGAACAUCACCCGCAAUGCCAGUGCCCUCAUCAAGAAACUGUGCCGCGACAAUCCAACGGAACGAUUGGGAUACCAACGAGGUGGCAUUAGCGAAAUUCAGAAACACAAAUGGUUCGAUGGAUUCUACUGGGAAGGUCUACGGAAUCGCAGCCUACCGCCGCCGAUUCUGCCCAAGGUUCAGAGCGUAGUCGAUACCGCCAACUUCGACGAUUACCCAGCCGACCCGGACGGUCCGCCACCAGAUGAUCUUUCCGGAUGGGACGAAGACUUCUAGAUUAUCGGGCCCCUAUUCUUCAACUCCUUUCAUUCUUCAUGUUUCUUCGUUAGGACAGAUCAAAUUCGGCUUGCCCUCUUUCAUCAACCAAACCCCGAAAAAAAAAGAAACCAAGACCGAGACAAGCCUUAUUAUGUGACUAUGUUAGUAGAUUUUAGCACAUUCGUUCGUAUGCUAGUAUGUGGAAUUUGUCGUGUUGAUUCGAAUAUUACCAUCAAGCCCAACAACUAUAGUAGAUGUAUGUACUACGACCUGCAACCACAACGGUAGGAAAGAUUCUUCGAGCCAUAAAUUCAAAUUGUGUACACGUGCAAAAUGCGGAGGGAAAUGUUCUGCUUAUAGAAGUAACCCAGCUGAUUGACAACGAAAACGAUUGGAGGUUGCGUGAGAGAUAGAUUACUGGAAUGUGUCUUCCUAAUCAUAAUUUAACCUGUAAACCAUUUUUAUAAGAACUAUUUAUCCUCCUGAAAAGAAAAAGAGAACAUUUAUCCGUGCUAUAUUUUUAAUGUGUUAAACUUCCAACUUUUGAAAAUAAAUAAAACCAGAGCCUUUCGCGCACAAAAUAUCUAACAUCCGACAAUAAACUUACAAACAGCGAUGGCGCGCUGCUCAAUCGUAGCUAUUCGUUUGACCUUUAUGUCAUACAAUACUUCUCUUGCCUUACGUAAAACGUUGAUUUCUUCUUGUCUUUUCCAUUGUUAUAAAGUAAUUUGAUUUCUGUUUUUGUAUAAAAUGUACAUAAAACCCAUUUUUAUUAGAGUCAAACUGGAACGAAUCAAAGAAAACAAGUGGAUGGCCGAAUACAAUUUAUUAACUUUUAUUGUUUUAUUUGUUUUUCAAAUUCUGGUUAUAAAUCAGAGAUGUCAAGAUGGUAACAAUUAAAACACACCAACACUUAAA
Molecule: messenger RNA, 5132 nt
Organism: Aedes albopictus (Asian tiger mosquito)
Lineage: Eukaryota; Metazoa; Arthropoda; Insecta; Diptera; Culicidae
Product: cGMP-dependent protein kinase, isozyme 2 forms cD4/T1/T3A/T3B
Exons: 13
Coding region: 1599-4232 (877 amino acids)
Biological process (GO): protein phosphorylation
Molecular function (GO): ATP binding; cGMP-dependent protein kinase activity
Source: RefSeq, a predicted model, not a curated record